CGUAGUUUCAUACCUGUUCCCUAUUCUGUGUGGAUGUCAAUUGUGGGCCACGGUGGAAUUCAGUUUGGGGGGGAAAACAACAACAGGCUAUUGAUAAAAUAAGCCGCGUAUAGCCUUGCCUUUCUGCACACAACUUCCAAGGCGUCUUUCCAUGUGGCUCAUCCCCUUAAUGCCUGGAUGAUGCCAUCGGAAAAAUCCGUCUCGGAUGCUCCCAUCUUCCAGUUUACCAACGGCUGGAUUUUGAAAAACCAUAAACUGCAAAGAGAGGACCUUUGGGUAAGAGAAGGGAAGAUCCUAAAUCCAGAGAAGCUGUUCUUUGAUGAGAAGAAAUCUGCAGAUGUCCAAUUGGACUGCAAGGGCAGCAUCAUCGCUCCUGGAUUCAUUGAUGUACAGAUCAAUGGAGGCUUUGGAGUGGAUUUCUCCCUGGCCACUGAUGAUGUGGCAGCAGGGAUCUCGCUGGUUGGCCAGAAGAUCCUCUCCCAUGGUGUGACCUCUUUCUGCCCAACGCUGGUGACGUCCCCAUCAUCAGUAUACCACAAGGUUCUGCCUCAGAUCUGUAUCGAAAAUGGAGGGCUUCAUGGCGCUGGUAUCCUAGGGGUUCAUCUGGAAGGUCCGUUCAUCAGUAAGGAGAAGAGAGGGGCUCACCCUGAGCACUGCCUUCGUACCUUUGAGAUGGGGGCCUUCCAGGAGCUGCUCGCCACCUAUGGGUGUCUAGACUGCGUCCGGAUUGUCACCCUGGCACCUGAGAUGAAGAGGAGCAAGGAGGUGAUCCAGGAGCUAACCAAGAGGGGCAUCUGUGUCUCUCUAGGUCAUUCCGUGGCUAACCUGUCUCAGGCUGAAGAAGCCGUUCAACAUGGCGCUACUUUCAUUACUCACCUCUUCAAUGCCAUGUUACCUUUCCACCAUCGAGAUCCGGGAAUCGUAGGGCUCCUCACAAGUGACCAGAUCCCCCCCGGCCGGCGAGUAUUCUAUGGCAUGAUAUCCGAUGGGAUCCACACGAAUCCUGCUGCUCUGCGAAUUGCACAUUGUGCCCACCCUAAAGGACUGGUCUUAGUGACAGAUGCCAUUGCAGCCAUGGGGCUUGCUCCGGGCAGGCAUACGUUGGGCCAGCAGGUAGUUGAGAUGGAUGGACUGAACACCUACAUUGCAGGGACCAAAACGCUGAGUGGCAGUGUCGCAACCAUGGAUACGUGUGUCCGACACUUCAAGGAUGCUACCGGGUGCUCCGUGGAGAUGGCGCUAGAGGCUGCUUCUCUCCACCCUGCUCAGCUCUUGGGGAUUGAGGACAGGAAGGGGACCUUGGAUUAUGACACAGAUGCAGAUUUUUUGCUACUGGACGACAACCUCCACAUCAGAGCUACCUACAUUGCAGGCCAGCAGGUCUGGAGAGACGGUGCCUUUGUGCUCUGAAAUCAGCGCCGAGCCUGGGACAUGCAGCACCGUGGCCCAGUGGAGAUUCUGGACAUCUUCCUUCCAAGGACCUCGAAUCUCUCUCUCGGUCUCUUUCUCUUGCCGCUGCAUUCCUCUUGGAGGAGCCAUGUACAAGCGGUGCUAGCUGGGGCAGUCCUUGCUCCCGGAUGCAAACCGUGCCCUCGGAUCAGCCUUGUGUUCCCACAGAGCUGUGUGGAACUCUCUGUCUCUACCCUCUGCCCCAGGAGAGUGAGGUGGCUGGCUACCUGGCGACCCUACAAAUGCCUACUUUCGUCCUUUCCUGCAGAACUGGAGGGAACUUCUCCCAUUCACCGUGUGAAUGCCAAGCCCUAGAUCCUACACCCAGCAUAAGCAGAUCCGUUUUCCUCCCACGGUGCCUCUCUGCUGGCCCGUAACGCCACGUAAUGCUAGAAAGGCACCUUCUUGAUUCUCAUCUGCCUUGUCUUUGAUUAAAGCCAGCUGGGGCAUUGAUGCAUGUGAAUUUACUGUAAUUCUAGGGUGCCAAGACUCGAUCAUGCACUGUUCAUACUGUGCCUUAGGUUGCUACAGUUCUUCACCCUCAUGCUGUAUUUAAGGGAACUAGUCACCAAGCCAUGCAACUGGCAGUUUCGCCAUCAUACCUUCCCCCUCUUCUCCAGUACUCCUUUAUGAAAAUGAGCUGGACUGGUUGUACUCUGUGCUUAAAGAAAUCCAGUAAGAUUCGGGGGGGGGGAGACUUCCAAAUUCUGCAGUCUGAAUAAAUUAUGCAAAUGUGUGCCUGUUUUGCAUACUAUAUUCUGUUUCUGCUAAUCCUGGGGCAAGAGUAGCUCUCCCGAGUCCUGGGCUUAUGAUCACUGGCAGUUCUGCUGAGUCUUUUGCCUCUGCUUCUGAGAUUAUUGCCUACAUGUUUUCAGACUUGUUUCUGUAUUCAUAGGGGACAGAACUUUGCUUUUAAAAAAAAAACACCCCAACAACCAAACCCCACCCCACCUGAAAUUGCUGAAUUCUAUUCUAGAAGUAAAAUUCUAUGACUGUGCAGUGGGUCUGCAGUUGCAUGGAAUAAGUUCAGUCCCAGUCCUACUAUACCCUGUUCAUAUUAUCUGCUUCUGGACUUUUGGAAGUUCCUUUUACAAAUAAAGGACCUAGUCCCCC
This is a messenger RNA of Hemicordylus capensis (graceful crag lizard), 2562 nucleotides long. RefSeq names its product amidohydrolase domain containing 2 (gene AMDHD2). Gene Ontology annotation, molecular function: N-acetylglucosamine-6-phosphate deacetylase activity. NCBI's taxonomy places the organism in Eukaryota, Metazoa, Chordata, Lepidosauria, Squamata, Cordylidae. The transcript is spliced from 12 exons. The coding region runs from base 178 to 1410 and encodes 410 amino acids. The record is from RefSeq and is a predicted model, not a curated record. Gene Ontology annotation, biological process: N-acetylglucosamine catabolic process.